This is a messenger RNA of Chironomus riparius, 668 nucleotides long. The record is from the annotation of a GenBank genome assembly. Lineage: Eukaryota; Metazoa; Arthropoda; Insecta; Diptera; Chironomidae.
AACAUCAGUUCCAAACACAAUUUUGAAGACUAAGAGAAGCUUGAAUCCGAAAAAAAAUAAAAAAAUGAAGUUGGCAAUCGCAUUUGUGGUUAUUUUUGCAGUUGGAGUCUUUGCUGGAGCACCUGGCUAUUCGUCCUACACCCAUCCAUUUACAUCCUCGUCAUCAUCAUCGAAUCCACUUUGUGAUCUUAUUCGAUUCAUUAUUGCAAAAUUGUCCAGAAUCGCGUACCUAAUCUUCAAAGAAUACUGUCGUAAACAUAUGGUUGGUAACGGAACUGGAAGGAUGAGUACAGAUGAUAAGGGAACAAUCUUGAACCAAAUUAUGAGCGACUUCAAUGCUGAUAAACAAGUUCCGGAUGACGAUAAACAUAUUUUUGAUUCACUUUUGAAUUUGCCAAACUUUUCUGGUGAUGGCGAAUGGGGUUUCGAUCCUGAAGCAGUUUGGGAUUGUUUGAGAGACAUCUUCCCAGAUUUGUGGAAUUAAAAGUGACGAUUGUUAAUGCUUUUGGCAUAUUGUUGUAGAGUUAGAAAUAUGUUUGAAAAUAAAAGUAAAAUUUAUUCUGCAUUCUAAUUUAAUUUUGAAUUUUUGGUAUUUUUAAGUUGCAUCUUGUUUUGAGGCUAGUUUGCCAAGAAAAGAACCUGAUUUUAGGUUAGUCUGAUACCACGAC